This is a messenger RNA of Sphenostylis stenocarpa, 1221 nucleotides long. The record is from the annotation of a GenBank genome assembly. Lineage: Eukaryota; Viridiplantae; Streptophyta; Magnoliopsida; Fabales; Fabaceae.
AUGGAGGGCUCAAAGGAAAAUCGUGUGCCUCUGUUUCCGCUCAUACCCUCUUCAAAUCUUCAAGGCCGUUCAAGAAUGGAGGAGAGUCUGAAGCCCCUCCAUCACCGGUUGCCUCUCCGCAACAUCAAUCAGAAUCUUAUGCCUAAUAAAAGCCCUCAUUCCCGCAAGAGUAAAGCACACACAGUUCAGCACCACUACCCUCAGCCUCAAGCAACUAAGAAACAGAACCUGUUGUUGGCCCCCAACACGAGUUUCCACUUGGAUUGUGAAAUCAUAGAUAUUCACGAUGAUGACGAGGAUGCCGGUGACAACGCAGUUCCAGAAUUCGUCAAGCAUACUGAAGCCAUGCUCGACGAAAUAGAUAGGAUAGAGGAAGUUGAAAUGCAAGAUCUGCAAGAAACUGUUUUGGACAUUGACGCCUACGAUAGGAAAGAUCCACUUGCAGUUGUUGAGUACGUAGAUGAUAUCUACAGUCACUACAAGAAUAUUGAGAAUUGGAGCUGUGUCUCUCCGAAUUACUUCUCUAGUCACUUUGACAUUAAUGAGAGGAUGAGGGCCAUUCUUAUCGACUGGCUUAUUGAGGUUCACUACAAAUUUGAGCUUCUGGAGGAGACAUUGUUCCUUACUGUCAAUCUCAUAGAUAGGUUCUUGGAGCGUCAGGUAUUGAUCCGUAAGAAGCUUCAGUUAGUUGGUGUAACAGCUAUGCUAAUAGCUUGUAAGUACGAGGAGGUCUCGGUCCCUACCGUCGAGGAUUUUAUUCUGAUAACAGACAAGGCAUAUACAAGAAAUGAAGUUUUAGAGAUGGAGAAACUGAUGGUGAACACCUUGCAAUUCAAGUUGUCUGUGCCUACUCCAUACAUGUUCAUGAGAAGAUUUCUUAAGGCGGCUUAUUCUGAUAAGAAGCUGGAGUUCUUGUCCUUCUUCUUGGUUGAGCUUUGCUUAGUGGAAUGCAAAAUGCUGAAGUUUUCACCAUCUUUGCUAGCUGCUGCAGCCAUAUACACAGCUCAAUGUAGUAUGUACCAGUUUAAGCAAUGGACUAAGACCAGCGAGUGGUACACUGAUUACUCAGAAGAGCAGCUUCUAGAAUGCUCAAGGCUGAUGGUUACUUUCCAUCGGAAAGCUGGAUCAGGGAAACUCACUGGUGUAUGUAGAAAGUACAGUUCAUGGAAGUAUGGCUGUGCCGCAAAAAUAGAACCAGCUCUGUUUUUACUGGAUAAUUAA